Molecule: messenger RNA, 8136 nt
Organism: Paramisgurnus dabryanus
Lineage: Eukaryota; Metazoa; Chordata; Actinopteri; Cypriniformes; Cobitidae
Gene: stab2
Product: stabilin 2
Biological process (GO): cell adhesion
Molecular function (GO): calcium ion binding; hyaluronic acid binding
Source: RefSeq, a predicted model, not a curated record
GAAACCUCUCAGACAACGAGAGAUAGAGAAAUAAACAGUCUGAGUACCAUGGAGUUCAGAUUAAACUCGAUUCAUGGAUGUCUGCUGUUGCUGAUGGGAACUGAGAUCCUCUGGAUGACUGCUGCAACAUCACAGAACCGUUGCGAUAAGAACAUCCAGGUGGUGACGAAAUCCGAAUGUCAUUCCUGCUCAUUGUCAUCUCUCAUGAAUUGUCCCAGUGGAUACAACAAGAAGUCACCUGGGAAGAGCAACAAGGACUGCAGGUAUUCAGUCACGUCCGCUUUGAGUUUUUCAGGCUGUUCGUUUGUGUGUAUUAAAGACACGGUGGAGCCUCAGUGUUGUCCUGGUUAUUGGGGGAAUGACUGCAUUGAGUGUCCAGGAUCAGCUGGGACUCCCUGCAGUAAUAAUGGCAUGUGUUCUGAUGGUAUAGGUGGUAAUGGAACAUGCACAUGUAAGCCAAACUUUGUUGGAACAGCUUGUGAGGACUGCAGAGAGAAUUUAUACGGACAAACAUGCAGCAACGUGUGCCAAUGCAAGCAUGGCUUGUGCGACAGCGGAAUAAAAGGCACAGGGCAAUGCACGUGUCUGUCUGGAUACACAGGUGUAGACUGCAGCCGAGAGCUUCCAGCCUGUGCUUCUUUACGGUGUGGGACAAAUGCUCGCUGCAUUGAGGAAAUUUCAACAGGCCAGCUUGUGUGCAAGUGCAAACCUGGUUAUCAAGGUGAUGGAGUCAGUUGUACAUCAAUUAAUCCCUGCUUAAGAGCCGUGUGCCAUGCAAAUGCAGCGUGUGCGCAUACAGGACCAAACCAGCACGUCUGCACCUGCAGAGAAGGCUACAGUGGUGAUGGACGUGUCUGCAUGCCAAUCGAUCCCUGCCAAACUAACUUAGGCAACUGUACAUCGAGCUCUACACGCUGCAUGUACGACGGCCCUGGAAAGGCUCACUGUGAGUGUUUGGAGGGAUUCGAGAAGUUUGUCAAAGGAAAGGGCUGCAGUAUUAAAGAUUUGUGCAAACCCAACUCCUGCCAUAAACACGCCACCUGUACCACCGCAGAACCAGGAACAGUCGAGUGUAAGUGUCGUGAUGGUUUUAUUGGCAAUGGGAAGAUAUGCCUCGGUAAUAUAAUCCAGCAGUUGCAGGAACUGAAUUCAAAGCCGGGUGGGGAAUGGACAGGUCAGCUUUCCAGUGCCAUUACACUUUUUGUUAAAACCAUGUCGUGGCCUCUGACCUCCCGUGGACAGUUUACCGUGUUUGUGCCGGUGAACAAGGCUUUUAAAGGCACAACUGUAAAAACCCUGCUGGCCGAUGAGUCGAAAGCUCAAUAUCUCGUUAAGCUGCACAUGGUGGCAGCAGAGGUGAACUUUGAGUCUCUGAAGAAGGGAAUCCUAUACUACACUAUGACCGGCAUGGCCGGCGAAUCCCUGACAGAUGUCAAGCAGAUCAAAAUCCGUCUCCAUGGAAGUCGUAAGAAAGCAGCGGUUGUGGAGCCGGACAUCUUUGCCUCCAAUGGAAUUGUACAUUUGGUUGAUAAACUGAUGGAUGCCGUCCCUUCUACUGUAAUAAGUGAAAAAGAGGAAAACCUUAUGCAGAUUCUCUCAAAAAAUGGAAAGUUCUCUCAGUUUAAGUCUCUGCUUGAGAAAACCAACGUUGCAUCUGUUUUAAAAGGAUCGGGACUCUUUACCGUGUUUGCUCCCACAAAUACUGCGUUUACCUUACUAAAGGCUGGCUAUUUAGACUUCCUUACGUCUGAAGAGGGUAAGACAAAACUACGUGAACUAAUGCGCAAUCACAUAGUGUCGUCUUCCAAGUUGGAUUCCAGCUUCAUCGCGUCAAACUCUCUUGCUGUGAGCCAGGCCAGCCAGAUCCUGACUUUUAACGUAACUGCUGCUGGCCAAAUGCUGGUGAAUGGCGAGGCAAUGCUGGAACUGGAUGUCGAGGCAAAUAAUGGUCUUCUCAAUUCAGUGGAGGGGCUUCUGAUUCCCGCAUCCAUAGAGCCCAUUCUACCACAUCGCUGUGACAUCACAGAAAAUAAAGUUUAUAUGGGUCCAUGUGUUAGCUGUACACGUCCCUCCAAACCUGCUUGUCCUACUGGUGAACCAAUGAAUACAGCCCUAAAAAACUGUGUGUAUAGGAUAAAUCGACAAGAUAUCUCUUUACCAAUACUCACCACUGGCUGUUCUCACUUCUGCAAUGAAACAAAGACGACCCGUCUCUGCUGCAAGGGUUUUUUCGGACCAGACUGUUCCCCAUGCCCAGGUGGUUAUAUUGCCCCCUGUUCUUCGCAUGGCAAGUGUUUUGAGGGCAUGGAUGGAAACGGCACAUGCCAGUGUGAGCCUAAUUUCAAAGGCUCGCGCUGCCAGUACUGUGCCAACCCUAACAAAUACGGCUCGUCUUGUGACAAAACCUGUGGAUGCAUACAUGGUGUCUGUGAUAAUCGACCGGAGGCCACCGGUAAAUGUAAGGAGGGUUCUUGUAUAGACGGAUAUACUGGAGAGUUCUGUGAACAGCAAACCCAGCCGUGUGGACCCAACCAGCCAUGCCACGCCCAUGCGGACUGCGUAUCCAAUAAUGGAGCCUUCGCAUGCGUGUGUAAACCUGGUUUUAAAGGUGAUGGGUUCAUGUGCGUGGAGAAAGACCCCUGUGCUUUGCCAUAUCGUGGAGGCUGCAGUGUCAAUGCCAAAUGCAUAAAGACGGGUCUGGGCACACAUACGUGCCAGUGUCUGAGCGGCUGGAGAGAGGAUGGAGACGAGUGUCAGCCCAUCAAUAACUGUCUGGAUCCAUCCAGAGGAGGGUGUCACCCAAACGCUACCUGCAUCUAUGUGGGCCCGGGACAGAGCGACUGUGCUUGUAAAAACGGUUACCACGGCAAUGGGAACGAAUGUGAAGCGAUCAAUCAGUGCGUGCAAGAGAAGGGUGGAUGUCAUUACCUGGCCACCUGUCAGUUCCAGGAUCAGCAUGGAUGGCAGUGUGUUUGUGAGGACGAUUAUAUCGGUGAUGGAAACAUCUGUUAUGGAUCUCUUCAACAGGAGGUGUCAACAAACCCUGAACUUCAAGAGUUUAACAAAUGGCUCACUCAAGCAGAUCUUUCUGACCUGCUAUCAGAGGCUGCGAAUUUGACUCUUUUUGUACCAUCGGCUCAAGCCAUAGAAAAGAUGAGUCAAGAUGACCAAGACUUCUGGCUGUCCCGCAGUAACCUUCCAAGUCUUAUUAAAUAUCACAUUGUUCCUGGGAUAUUUCGAAUGGCCGAUCUUCGUACCACCCCUUCCCCAAAACUGACUUCUCUAUUAAAAAUAACACUCGCUGUUUCUUCAACCAAUGACAGCACUACUGUUGCUGGAGGAAAAAUCAUUUAUGGAGAUAUGGCAGCAAAGAAUGGACUUAUUCAUCUUAUUGACACGGUUCUGAUCUCUGAACGACAGCUGAGCAAAGGUUUACUGGAGGUACUGAAUCACAGGUCUGAUCUCUCGCUCUACCGCAAUGCUCUUACUACACACAACUUGACUGAUACAUUGGAGGAGUCCACUGGAUUUACCAUUUUUGCCCCAACAGACAGCGUGAUCCAAGAAUACCUCAGGAGAACGGGGAAGGAGAUUCUGGAUUCAAAUGUGACCCAGUAUCACAUCAUUGUGAAUGAAACCAUAAGAGCAGAUGAACUGGUGGAUGGACUUUAUAAAGAUACUAUGUUAGGCUUCUCUUAUCAGCUGGGAAUUUUCCACCAGGAUAACAAGCUGUUUGUGAAUAAUGCUGAGGUGAACCUAACAAACAUAGAGUGCAAUAAAGGAGUGAUCCACGUGGUGUCCGCUGUUCUGAACAUCCCAAACAAUCGCUGUGACAAAGCAUCCACUACAAUUAUGCCGGGACGCUGCAUGGAUUGUUUCAGACCUCCUGAUAACUUUUGUCCUUCAGGAACACAAAGAAUGAUGAGCCCAAGGAGAAGAUGCAUGUACAGUCGAGUGUUUCACGGAGAUACACUAGUGAGCAUUGGAUGUGAAGUCACAUGUGUGAAAGUCACCGUUAAAAGACAAUGUUGUGCAGGUUAUUAUGGGAUAAACUGCGAGCGAUGUCCUGGGCCCGAGUCUCAGCCCUGUUUUGGUAACGGUGCGUGCGGCGAUGGGACCAACGGCACAGGAGUCUGCGAGUGCAAGCAGAAUUUUAACGGCACCGCUUGUGAGAAUUGCAAAACCGGCAAAUAUGGAAUUCACUGCGACCAAGAAUGCAAGUGUGUGCAUGGACGUUGUAAAGAGGGUGUGGAUGGAGACGGCAGCUGUGAGUGUGAUCUGGGCUGGAGAGGAAUAACCUGCAGCGUUGCUAUUACAUCAGACAUGUGUGGAGGAAAAUGUCACAGCAGCGCCAAUUGUCUGCUGAAUGUAGUGGACACUUCAUAUUACUGUAGUUGUGCAGCAGGAUUUCAGGGUAAUGGUUCACAUUGUGCAGCGGUGGACGCAUGCGCCACAAAUAACGGAGGCUGCUCUGUCCACGCACUUUGUAAGAGGACCGUCCCGGGACGGAGAAUAUGCAAGUGUCCUCCGGGUUACGACGGAGACGGGAUCGUAUGCAUUUCUAUCAACCCAUGCCUGGAUGGUAAUAAUGGAGGAUGCCACCCGGAUACAGACUGCAUACAUACAGGUCCUAAUAAGACAGCUUGUGUUUGCAAGAAGGGCUUUACGAAGUCGGGAGUUCGAUGUGAAGCCAUCGAUGUGUGCAGGCAGAACAACGGUGGAUGCCACAGGUAUGCCCGCUGUACCAUGACAGGACCCUUGGAGAGAAACUGUACCUGUGAGAUUGGUUUUGUUGGAGAUGGAGAGACUUGCACUGGAUCCCUGCAGAAAGAGGUUGCAAGCAGAAGGUUAAGGGAUUUUCUGUUGGGGUUGGUGAUGACUGGUAUUCCUGCCCUCAGAGGUCGUGGCCCAUUCACGGUGUUUGUACCCAAUACAAAUGCUUUUAAACAAUCACAGGUGAAGGAUUUAUCAAGGCAAAAUCCAGACAUGUAUGCCGAAGUCAUGAGAUACCACAUCGUGUCUUGCCGUAGUCUCCUCCCGGAGGACCUCAUGCAACCUCGUAACCUCACGACGCUUAUGGGUGAAGUCCUCACCAUCACGUAUUCUGAGGAUACUAUAUACAUCAAUAACAAAGCCAAAGUGGUGUUCAGUAACCUUGAAAGCAGUAAUGGGAUUUUACACGAGAUCGACACUGUCCUGAUUCCCCCCAGCAUGCAGAAUCUGAAUUUCAAGAAGCAAGACAACACUCCUAGUAACCUCUCCGAUGUGGUGAAUGUUCAUGGCUUCAAGACUUUCUACAAACUACUAGAGGACACAGAUGUGUUAAAGUUAGUGACGGACCGCAUCCAUCAGCCCGUCACCUUGUUCCUGCCCACAGAUGGUGCCAUGUCCGCCCUGGCCCAGGAGCAGAAAGACUUCCUAUACGGCCUACAUAACCGUGAGAAGCUGUCCGAGUAUCUUAAAUACCACAUCGUACAUGAUACCAAGAUUUUGCCCUCUGAGCUCAUCCACGCCAGCUCUUUAAAAACUCAACAGGGCUCAGAUCUGUCAGUGGCCUGCAUGGGAGAAGAGCAAAUCGGUGAGCUUUAUGUGAAUCGUAAAAACUGUCGCAUCGUGAAGAGAAACAUUGAAUUCAUUGGAGGCAGGAUUUAUGGCAUUAACUGUCUGCUGAAUCCUCCAAGCCUUGGGGGGCGCUGUGACAACAGAAACGCCUUCGAUAUCACAUUGCCUUGCAGGCGAUGUGGUCGUACGUAUACUGAUUGCCCGCACGGUAGCAAACCAAAGACCGAACAAAAGUGUGACCUGACCCAUCUCUUUGUGGCUAAUAACGAUGGGUGUCAAUCUAUAUGCACGAUGGUCGUUUGGAAGCCUAAGUGUUGUUCGGGGUACUUCGGCAGGGACUGUCUUGCAUGUCCUGGUGGUCCAGAAUCCCCCUGCAGUAACCAUGGCAAGUGUGAUGAGGAUCAAUUAGGAAACGGCACCUGCACCUGCGAUGUCGGAUUUACGGGUGUAGCCUGUGAGCUGUGUGUGGACGGCCGUUUUGGACCAGACUGCAAAACAUGUAAUUGCACUGAACACGGGUCAUGUGAUGAAGGUCCGAAAGGUACCGGUUCAUGUUUUUGUGAGGAGGGGUGGACCGGUACCCGAUGUGAGAACAAAUUAGCUGAUGGACCUGUUUGCAGUCCUGCGUGCCAUGAGAAAGCUGUCUGUAUGGAGAACAAUACCUGUGUCUGUAAACCCUUAUAUGAAGGAGAUGGUAUCACCUGUACAGCGGCCAACAUGUGCAAGUAUUGGAAUGGUGGUUGUUCAAAGGAUGCCAAGUGCAGUCAAAAGGGGGAGAAAGUGAGCUGCUCGUGUCUCAAAGGCUUCUCCGGCGAUGGUUUCGUGUGCACGCCCGUCGACCCCUGUGUCAAUGACAACGGAGGGUGUCACGAGCACGCCACCUGCACAAUGACCGGACCUGGCAAGAGUAAAUGCGAUUGUAAAGACAACUACAUUGGAGAUGGGACUGAAUGUGAAGCGAAGGUGUUGCCGGUCAAUCGCUGUCUUCAGAAUAAUGGCCAGUGUCACUCAGAUGCUCAGUGUACUGACCUGCACUACGAGGAUAAAACGUUGGGAGUAUUUCACUAUCGGCCCCCAAUAGGAGUGUACAAGCUUAACUACACCAUGGCACAGGAGGCGUGUAAAGAAGCAGGAGGCACCAUCGCUAGCUACACACAGUUGUCCUAUGCCCAGCAGGCAGGUUAUAGUUUUUGUUCGGCGAGUUGGCUUGACAGAGCGAGGGUAGCGUAUCCCAUGAGCUUUUCUAACCCGAAGUGCGGCUUUGGACACGUGGGUAUUGUGGACUACGGCAUCCGCACCAACCUCAGUGAGACUUGGGAUGUGUUCUGCUAUCGAGUGAAUGAUGUGAAGUGCGAGUGUAAGGUUGGCUAUAUUGGUGAUGGAUACUCUUGUACAGGAAAUCUCCUGCAGGUUUUGUCAUCUAGACCGACCUUCUCGAACUUUCUUUCUCAAAUCCAAAACUAUUCAAGCUAUUCUGCGUCCGGAAAGGAGUUUGUGAAACGCAUAAGCAACAUCACUAUCCAAUCUACUCUGUUUGUACCUGACAACGACGGUCUUUAUAGCAAUGAGACUUUGAGCGGCAGAGACAUAGAGCACCAUCUACUGGAUGGGAGGGCAUUGGUAUUGCAGGCACUUAUCAACGUCACUCACGUCAGGACGCGAUUGGGUCACGGUCUGACCAUCACACGUGUUCCUGAUCUUCAGAAUCCUCAGACAGCAACUUCCUCUGGAUACGUGAAUGAUCGUUACAUCAUCGACUCUAACAUCUAUGCAUCAAAUGGGGUCAUCCACGUCCUGCAGGGCCCGCUCAAAGCUCCGCCCCCUCCUCCUCCAUCCAUUCACGCUGCUCAUAAGGCAGGAAUGGCCAUUGGUGUCCUGGUACUAAUCGUCCUAAUUGCAGCGGUUGGAUUUGUGGGAUACAAUUUUUACACACAGAAAACAAAGCCCUUCCAGUUUCAGUACUUUAAGGAAGAUGAAGGAGUUGAGUGUAACCCACCAGAAUCUAGUGCAAACAUCACAAAUCCCAUGUACGAUUUCACACCUGCCCCAAAAGACGAAGCUCCAACGGAAGCUGACAAGCAUGAAGUGAUAUCCAGUGGUUCCUAUGAUCUUCUCCAGGACAGCUGAAAUGACCACGUCAAUCUCGAUGUGUAUUUCAACACGGCAGUAAUGCAUCAUGGUGCAGUUCUCUCGAAGACCACACGAGGCCGCCAUAAGCUUCAAUGACGAUGGGACAAAGAUAUACCAAAUAGACUGUGAAAUCUAAAACUACAGAGGCUGUGAAUUAAAAAAGUUUUAUGCGCAAAAGAGUAUUUGAAUGUAAAUAUUUGUAGCUCACAAAGGUUUUAUAUUCUGUUGUAUUACAUAAGGUAAUACAUUUUCAACCUACAAUGUUUUUUAAAAAAAAUAACUCGGAUUCAUUGCUUAGUGUGAAUAAAAGUGGAGCAGGGGAUGAAAUCACACACAAUUGACUAUAACUUAUCAUUUAAAUAAAUAACAAUGAUAAUGAAUAUGAUAAGUGAGAUUUAUUCACUGUGCCAGUAAAAAUCACAAUCAUUACAAAGAUCAUGAACA